UUUAUCAGUAUUUGAUUUGACUCUGAUCAGAGUUCAUUAGAAUUUAUUCUGUUGCAAUUGGCAGAACAGUUUGGUAGCCUAUGAAUAUACGCUAUUUUUUCAUCUAAUCCUUUGAGUGGAAUUUGUGAUCUUAAAUAAUAAUACUUGUAAUUAAAUCGGUAUAAAUCUAAUUAAAAAUGGCGAAAACUAGAGUUUAUGUUGUUGGUGUUGGUAUGACAAAGUUCGAAAAACCGGGUAGACGGGCUGACGUCUGUUACCCCGAUAUGGCAAAGGAAGCCAUCACUAAAGCUUUAAAGGAUGCAAAACUGGACUUUACAGAAAUACAGCAAGCGGUAGCUGGUUAUGUUUAUGGAGAUUCCACCUGUGGUCAACGUGCGAUAUAUGGUGUAGGUAUGACAGGUAUACCAGUAUAUAAUGUCAACAACAACUGUUCCACUGGCUCCAGUGCACUUUAUUUGGGGAAACAAAUUAUUGAGUCGGGUAACGCUGAUUGCGUUCUAGCUGUGGGCUUCGAAAAGAUGGAACGUGGAUCACUUUCAGCUAAAUACUUUGAUCGCGUCAAUCCCAUGGAGCGCCACAUCACUGAAAUGUCGGAACUUACUGAAAUUGGCAGUGGUCCAAUGGCAGCACAAAUUUUCGGCAAUGCUGGCAAAGAACAUAUGCGCAAAUAUGGAACAAAACCUGAGCACUUCGGUAAAAUCGCUUGGAAGAAUCAUAAACAUUCCGUAAAUAAUCCUUAUUCUCAAUUCCGAGAUGAAUACACACUGGAACAGAUUAUGCGCUCACCGGAAGUGGUAGAGGGAGUUCUUACAAAACUACAAUGCUGUCCAACAUCGGACGGUUCGGGAGCGGCCAUUUUAGCAUCGGAACAAUUCGUGCGCCGUCACGGCUUGGAAUCACAAGCUGUGGAAAUAGUUGGCAUGGAAAUGGCCUCCGACCCCGAAUCCACUUUUGCUGACAAAAGUCUCAUGAAAAUAGCUGGCUAUGAUAUGACCCGUUUAGCAGCGCAACGUCUGUUUGCUAAAACAAAUUACAAACCACAGGACGUAAAUGUGGUUGAAUUGCAUGAUUGCUUCUCAGCAAAUGAGCUGAUCACUUACGAAGCCUUAGGUUUGUGUGAAGAAGGCAAAGCUGGUGAAUUAAUCGAUCGCGGCGACAACACAUACGGUGGCAAAUACGUUAUAAAUCCGAGUGGUGGAUUGAUUUCCAAAGGGCAUCCUUUGGGAGCCACCGGACUGGCACAAUGUGCAGAGCUUUGUUGGCAAUUGCGUGGUUUGGCUGAAAAACGUCAAGUUGCUGGUUGCAAGCUGGCAUUGCAACACAAUUUAGGUCUGGGCGGCGCCGUAGUUGUGGCUUUGUAUCGUAUUGGUUUCCCAGCCGCGUCGAACGUCAGUCACAAUUUAACCGCAGCAAAGACUGCUGACAAUUCGGAAGGUUUUCAAGUAACCCCAUUGCUUAAACUACUUGAAAUCGCGAUGCAAGAAGAUCAAGAUAAUCUAAUAGAAAAAGUGCGUGCUGUAUACGGAUUUAAGGUAACAAACGGACCAAAUGGGAAGACUGGAUUUUGGGUGAUUAAUGCUAAAGAAGGCAAAGGCAAAGUUAUAUUCAAUGGCAGUGAUAAAUGUGACGUCACGUUCACUAUCAACGAUGCUGAUGUUACAGAAUUGAUCACGGGCAAAUUACCGCCACAAAAAGCUUUCUUCCAAGGCAAAGUCAAGAUACAAGGCAACAUGGGCAUGGCAAUGAAACUUUUGGAAUUGCAAAAGUCUGCUCAAUCUCGCAUCGAUACUUUGAAAGCAAAGUUGUAAGAGAUUGACGAAAUCUUGUUUGAAUUAGUUUCAAGCCUACACUUUUUAUUUCACAAUUUGUUUUUAAACUUAAUUGCGGAGAAGGGUCCCAAUCAAUUCCAAUUUUUAUACUGGUAUGCAGUGUAUGAUACUUAUAUAGUCUGUUAGGAAGUGUUUGUGUGUAAAGGAUGAAAACAUGUGUUAAACACGUCAUAUUUUUAAAUUGUACAUUAUACUUACUGUUUUUUAUAAACUAUGAUAAAGGUGAAAUAAAUGUUUUAUGAAAUACAAAUGUACAUCAAAACAUUAA
This is a messenger RNA of Zeugodacus cucurbitae (melon fly), 2097 nucleotides long. It is a transcript of the gene ScpX, whose product is annotated as sterol carrier protein 2. The record is from RefSeq and is a predicted model, not a curated record. Gene Ontology annotation, molecular function: acyltransferase activity, transferring groups other than amino-acyl groups. The transcript has 5 exons. Lineage: Eukaryota; Metazoa; Arthropoda; Insecta; Diptera; Tephritidae. The coding region runs from base 177 to 1808 and encodes 543 amino acids.